Drosophila biarmipes is the source of this 1493-nucleotide messenger RNA. RefSeq names its product mitochondrial ribonuclease P protein 1 homolog (gene rswl). Gene Ontology annotation, molecular function: tRNA binding. Gene Ontology annotation, biological process: mitochondrial tRNA 5'-end processing; positive regulation of mitochondrial translation. The transcript has a single exon. The coding region runs from base 106 to 1446 and encodes 446 amino acids. The record is from RefSeq and is a predicted model, not a curated record. NCBI's taxonomy places the organism in Eukaryota, Metazoa, Arthropoda, Insecta, Diptera, Drosophilidae. Gene Ontology annotation, cellular component: mitochondrion; nucleus; nucleoplasm.
ACCAUUUGCGUGGGAUGACAACCCUUGCACGUUGCGGUGUUUCUGUUAUUUAAUUCACGGUUUAGCUUAAAAACUCAGUUAACUGCCAUAAGCUAUAUAAAUAAAAUGUUAAAACAUCUGGCACGUUGGCGGCUGGGCAGCCAAAUCCUGAGGGGAAGUGCCACGCCAGUCAGACAAGCAUCCAAAUCCUCCGGCAAUGGAAGCUCGCUAACCGGCUCGGAGGAAUCCCAAAAUAAGUUUGUCAAUCCCUUCUCCCAGCCCGCUCCAGCCUUAAGUAAUGACCAGAUAUCGGAGACAAAAGAGGAGCGGGAGAAGCGCCUAAAGGUGCUCCAGCUGGAGGCGGACAUUGCCCACCAGGAGGGGCGCCGGGUGCCGGCAUUUGAAUUCUUCCAGGAUCACCACUGGGAGCACGUGCUGACCCUGCCCACGAAAUCGGCUCGCAUCAAGUACUUCGCAUUUCUCUGGCAGAUCGAGAUGAAGAAGCAGUCGGAGCAGCGCAAGAAGGCCCAGCGGGCGGAGGAAACCGAACGGCGGAUAGCGGAGAUGCGGAAGGAGCGCGAGGAGAACACGCACAUCAUCUAUGGCCUGGGCCACACGUCCAUGUUCCUGCGCAUCUACGACACCACCAUUAAUCACUGGCAGAACAACCGGCUCAUACGCGCCAUGCAGUUCGCACCCAAAAUGGUGCUGGAUUGCUCCUACGACGAGCACAUGAACAACCGGGAGGCUUCCUACGCAGCCAAGCAGCUCAUGCUCUGCUUCGCGGAGAACCGGCUGAACGACGAACCCUUCGACCUGCACUACUGCAACGCCAAGAUGGACAGCACGUGCAUGCAGAGUCUCCAGCGCUACAUCCCCACCAUGCACAACCCAGAGUUCCCGAUUAAUGUGCAUUCCCAGUGCUUCACGGAGCUGUUUCCCAAGAAGAACCUGGUCUACCUAACGCCCCACUGCCGCGAGGACCUGGUCACCUACAAUCCAGACGACAUUUACGUGGUUGGUGCCAUGGUGGACACAAUGAACAACGAGCCCCUGUCGCUGGCCAAAGCCAAGCGAUUGGGUCUGCGGAUGGCGAGACUGCCCCUGGAUCGCUACCUUCAGUGGGGAUCCGGUUCGGGAAAGUCGCUCACUCUCAAUCAGAUGAUCAACAUUAUGCUGGACCUCAAGAAAACCGGCGACUGGAACGCGGCCCUGAAACACGUGCCCCGCCGAAAGGUGGUGGAAAAUGAAGACCAGCACCGCAGAGAGAGGGAUCACUGGGGCACAGGCACGCGGGCCAGGAAGCUCAACAUGCGAAUCGAUCAUCUGCUGGACUUUGAGGAGGAUCGCCGUCAGGCCACCUCGUUUGCCACACCGCAAAAGGUCAGGCAGCGACGGGAGGGCAUGGAGUUCCAACUGGACACUUGGGCCACGGGGAAGCAGAAGAAAAAGCAGAGACAAAAUUAAAGUUACCUGUUGUUGUAUUCAUUAAAUUGUACAUUUAUUUUAGUUCA